Messenger RNA from Peromyscus californicus insignis, 672 nucleotides. Its product is annotated as salivary glue protein Sgs-3-like. The record is from RefSeq and is a predicted model, not a curated record. The transcript has 2 exons. Lineage: Eukaryota; Metazoa; Chordata; Mammalia; Rodentia; Cricetidae. The coding region runs from base 1 to 672 and encodes 223 amino acids.
AUGAUUUUACCGGAACUCGGAUUUUCCGUGCGACGCCGCCGCGGCGAGAAAUCUUUCCCCCGGGGCCCCGCCCACGAUGACGUCACCCACCCCCCCACCCACCCACACGCGGGGUCCCUAGGCGACCGCCGUCCCGUGUCCCGUGUGUCGUCGACGUCGCGGGACCCGCGUCAGUCCUCAGGCGCCCGGGGUGGGGCGCGGUCCUGUCACGGGACGAGAGAGCGUCAGCGUGCGCCUCGCACGCGUGCACGCGCGACGUCACGCCGAGAACACGCGACGUCACGGGAAGAACACGCGACGUCACGCCGGGAACACGCGACGUCACGCCGGGAACACGCGACGUCACGCCGGGAACACGCGACGUCACGCCGGGAACACGCGACGUCACGCCGGGAACACGCGACGUCACGCCAAGAACCCGCGACGUCACGCCGGGAACACGCAACGUCAUGGGAAGAACACGCGACGUCACGGGAAGAACACGCGACGUCACGCCGGGAACACGCGACGUCACGCCGGGAACACGCGACGUCACGCCCGGCCCACCCCACCCCCCGGGCCGCCGUCACUCACCCGCCGCGAACCGCAGCGUCGCCGUGUCGCCCCGCAGCCGCGUGCGCCCCCAGGAGGCCUCGGCGCGGAGCCGCAGCGUGUACACGCGCCCGGGCGUGA